AUGGGCGGCGAGACUCACCACCUCAUGGCUUCCACCACGCCCAAAUACCCGCAGCUCGCGGACCGGCCGAAGGGCAAGCUGAUUCACGACAUCUACACCUCCCGCCUACGCCAGUUCACCGACGGAGGCCAAUACCGACAACAAGGUCUACUCGCGAAGCUCUACAAUGGCAGAGUCUCCGGCGGCAACCAUGUCAAACUGUCGGUGUGGGAUGCUCCGGGUCUGACGCGCCCCACGUUCAAGGAAGCUACGGAUAGCAAGAACGAGUAUAAAAAGACCGAGAUAGGAGCAUGCUUUGGUCCAAGCUGGAGUACGCAUUGGUUCAAAGUACAGUUUACUGUGCCCAUUGACUGGGAGGAUGAGCAUCUUGUGGAAUUGCAUUGGGAUUCGAGUUCGGAGGGUAUGGUGUGGACGGACGAUGGGAAGCCAUUGCAGGGUUUGACUGGAAAUGGGGAGAGGAUUGAAUGGAUCGUGCCUCCAUCAUACCGAAGCUACGAGGAGGAGACCAUUUAUAUUGAGGUGGCUUGUAAUGGCAUGUUUGGAAAUGCGCCCGGAGGUGAUAGCAUUCAGCCUCCAGACCCGAAUCGGUAUUUUAAGCUCAAGACUGCGGAUCUUGUGGCGGUGAAUGAGGAUGCGAGGGCUCUCUACUAUGAUUUUUGGAUUAUUGGAGACGCUGCGAGGGAAUUUGAUAAGGAUAGCUGGGAGGAACAUUAUGCGCUGCAGAUCUGUAAUGAGAUCAUGGACACUUUCAUCAAGGGGAAUGGAAGCGGUGAGGCGAUCAAAGAGUGUAGGAAAGUUGCCAAGAAAUAUGUUGGUGAGAAGGUGGAUGGUCCAGAGGUUUACGAUUUGACCAAAGGUGAUCCGCUAAGAGAGGUGCUGGUCAGCGGUAUUGGACAUUGUCACAUCGAUACGUGCUGGCUGUGGCCUUGGGACGAGACAAAGCGAAAGGUGGCGAGGAGUUGGAGCAGUCAGUGUGAUUUGCUGGACAGAUACGCCGAGCACCGUUUCUGCGCAUCGCAGGCUCAGCAGUACAAGUGGUUGGAGAAGCUUUAUCCAUACGCUUUUGACCGCGUCAAGGCGCACGUCAAGAAGGGCAACUUCCAGCCUAUCGGUGGUAGCUGGGUUGAGCACGACACAAACCUGCCUUCUGGAGAGUCGCUGGUACGACAAUUCCUGUACGGACAACGAUUCUUUGAAUCUCGGUUUGGCGAACGAUGCAAGACUUUCUGGCUGCCAGACACCUUCGGCUACUCCUCACAGAUCCCGCAAAUAUGUCGUUUAGCAGGCAUGAAUCGCUUCUUCACGCAGAAGCUGAGCUGGAACAACAUCAAUAACUUCCCUCACACCACCUUCAAUUGGGUCAGCUUAGACGGUAGCCAAGUGAUCUGCCACAUGGCGCCAUCCGAGACGUACACUGCUGAAGCACACUUCGGCGACGUGAAGAGGUCUGUCACGCAGCACAAGAGCAUGGAUCAAGACCCGACCUCGCUGCUGGUCUUUGGAAAGGGUGAUGGCGGUGGUGGACCAACAUGGGAGCACAUUGAGAAACUGCGUCGAUGCCGUGGUAUCAGCGACAGGAUCGGCAACGCACUCCCGCGAGUACACAUGGGCUGGAGUGUGGAAGACUUCUUCAACAGACUGGAGCAUAAUGCUGCGACGAAGAACACCGAGUUCACAACCUGGUACGGCGAGCUCUAUUUCGAACUGCACCGUGGCACAUAUACGACUCAAGCGAACAACAAGCGAAACAACCGGAAGUCCGAGAUCCUCCUUCACGACAUCGAGUACCUAGCCACUCUUGCGACGCUACACAACAAGGACUACAAGUAUCCCAAAGCGGAGAUCGACGAGAUGUGGGAGAGCGUGCUCCUUUGCCAGUUCCACGACUGCCUGCCGGGCUCUUCAAUUGAGAUGUGUUAUGAUGACUCCGAUAAAGAAUACGCCAAGGUGUUCGAGAUCGGCAGGAAGGCUCUGAAAUGCGCGAUGGAUGCACUCGGUUUCGAUGACAACAGCAAUGAGCAACAGGUGGUUCUCAACACUUUGGGCUGGAAACGAGAGCCCUUGUAUCGUCUACAAGCCGCAGGCUACAAGGACAGGGAGGUGCAUGGUAUAAGUAUCCCGGUUAUCGGUCAACCUGCUGGCGAGGUCUUGUCUCCUUUCAAGAAUCUCAAACUGGCGACCGUUCAGGAACUGGAAGACGGAACAUUCUUGCUUGAGAACUCAAAGCUUUCUGUCAGGGUUGCGGAUGGUGUCAUCACCUCGCUCUAUGACAAGGUGGCCAAGCGAGAAGUCGUUCCCGAAGGCAAGAGCGCCAACCAGCUCGUCAUAUUCGACGACAAGCCGCUCUACUGGCAGGCUUGGGAUGUGGAAGUGUACCAUCUUGAGUCGCGUAAGGAACUCAAGGCAUCGAGCAAGACGGAGAUUACAAGAUGCUCCCCGUUUGCAGUUGCGGUGACGACCCAGACUCAGAUCUCGGAGAAGAGCUGGAUCAAGACUAAGAUCAGCCUUCACGCUAGCUCUGACGAUUUCGAGACUAGCCGGGUCGAAGUCGAAGCAGAGGUUGAGUGGCACGAGACCAUGAAGUUCCUAAAGGUCGAAUUCCCCACCAACAUCCGCAACACCGAAGCUACGUACGAAACACAAUUUGGUCUGGUCAAGCGACCAACUCAUUACAACACCAGCUGGGACAUGGCUAAGUUCGAAGUGUGCUGUCACAAGUUCGCUGAUCUGAGCGAGCACGGCUACGGUGUCUCGAUCCUAAACGAUUCCAAGUAUGGCUUCGCUACGACAGGCAGUCUGAUGAGACUUUCUCUCCUGCGAGCACCCAAGGCACCAGACGGUCACGCAGACAUGGGCCGCCACCACAUCAAAUGGGCCAUCCUCCCUCACGCCGGGCCUCUCGAUGAGCGCACAGUCCGAGCAGGUUUCGAGUUCAAUCAUCCUCUCGAGAUCCACCGCCACUCCAACCCAGGCAGUCUGAAGAGCUUACUGAGUGCUUUCAAGCUUACCUCAGAUUCCUCACCAAGCUUGGUCGUCGAUACUAUCAAGCGUGCUGAAGAUGAUGAGGACGUCUCGAAUGGCGAUCUGCCGCCUAAAGAGGGCAGACACGUGGUAUUGAGGGUUUAUGACAGUCUUGGUGGUACUAGCCGGGGCACGAUUGGUUUGGGAAGUGUCAAGGUGGGCAAGGCUUGGAAGGUCAAUGUGCUUGAGGAUGUUAUCGAGGAGGUCAAGGUCAGUGAUGAGGGUGUCGAGAUUGAGUUGAGGGCUUUUGAGAUUGCUACUUAUAAGCUAGAGGUGUUGUGAGAAGGAUGAGAGAAGAUGGCGCGAACGAUGAGCAUGAGGUAGCAGCAGCUCAUAUACAAACAUGCGUGGAGUGCAACCGCAG
Molecule: messenger RNA, 3385 nt
Organism: Pseudocercospora fijiensis CIRAD86
Lineage: Eukaryota; Fungi; Ascomycota; Dothideomycetes; Mycosphaerellales; Mycosphaerellaceae
Product: glycoside hydrolase family 38 protein
Exons: 1
Coding region: 1-3303 (1100 amino acids)
Biological process (GO): mannose metabolic process; oligosaccharide catabolic process
Cellular component (GO): fungal-type vacuole membrane
Molecular function (GO): carbohydrate binding; alpha-mannosidase activity
Source: RefSeq, a predicted model, not a curated record